Molecule: messenger RNA, 1731 nt
Organism: Anopheles darlingi
Lineage: Eukaryota; Metazoa; Arthropoda; Insecta; Diptera; Culicidae
Product: fibroleukin-like
Exons: 2
Coding region: 1-1731 (576 amino acids)
Source: RefSeq, a predicted model, not a curated record
AUGAAGCUACACAUUGGAUUAAUCCUGUUUUGUGCUGCUAUAUGCGUUGGAGCAAGUGAUCGUGAUCGUGAAGAGAUGAAAGAUCUGACUAAGUUCGAUUUUAUCGCGACCAAACUGCAUAACAUGGAGGUCAAGUUGCAAAAUAUGGAGGUCAAGCUACAGAACAUCGAAGAAAAUCAACGGAAGGUGGAUAACAUGGAGUUGCUGUUGCAGAAGAUUGAAAAGCAGAUCAAUGACCAUCGGUCUACCCAGGAACAGAGUAUUUCUAAUCUCCAAAAAGAAGUGCUUGGCGCGCUUCAAAACCAGGACACUCAAGCCUCACGCAAUUACAACGCUCUCCAAAAUCAAAUCCAACAGAGCGUCGAUAGAGCGUUGCAUAAAAUUGAUCAAGACGUCGGACGAGUGCUGCAAAAACAGGAUACUCAACAUAUCUUUUCCUCAUGCAUGGAUGUUCCAUCGAACGUGUCGGGAACAUAUACGAUACGCGUAAAGAGUGAUGGCGUUAGUGUUCCGUUCGAAGUGUAUUGUGAACAGAAAGCGUUUGGUGGUGGAUGGAUCGUCAUCCAGCAUCGAUUCGACGGUUCAUUGGACUUCUACCGUGGCUGGAAUGAGUUUCGUGAUGGGUUUGGUGAUUUCGAUAAAGAGUUUUGGUUGGGUUUGGAAAAAGUGCAUCAGCUUACAAAGGCUCGUAACCACGAGUUGAUUGUAGAAUUGAAGGACUUUAACGCAAGUGAUCGUGAUCGUGAAGAGAGAAAAGAUGUCAAUCAUGCAGCGCACGGAUCGUUGGGAUAUGGGCUGGAGUUGCUUCUCACUAAGUUCGACGUUGUAACGAAUAAGCUGCAGAAAAUAGAAGACAAGCUGCAGAGGACCGAAAAAAAAUUGCAAACAAUAGAGAACCAGUUCAGCAACUAUCGAUCCACCCAAGAGCAGAGCAUUUCUACUCUCCAAUCAGAAAUGUUUACCGCGCUUCAAAAGCUGGAAACUCAAGUCGUGUUACAAUUGAGUAAGCUACAAAAUCAAAACCAGGAGAAGGUCGAUGCAGCAUUCCAUAAACUCGACGGCGGCGUAGGUCAGAUGCUGCAAAAACAGGACCUUCAUAAUCCCUAUUACUCCUGCAAGGAUUUACCAUCGAAUGCCUCGGACAAAUAUGUGAUACGUGUAAACAGUGGUAGAAAACCAUUCAAAGUGUAUUGUGAGCAAAAAGCGUUUGGAGGUGGAUGGAUCGUCAUCCAGUACCGGUACGACGGUUCAUUGGAUUUUUAUCGUGACUGGAAUGAGUUUCGUAAUGGGUUUGGUGAUUUCGAUAAAGAGUUUUGGUUGGGUUUGGAAAAAGUCCACCAGAUAACAAGGAAUAAUAAGCAUGAGCUGAUCAUUGAGUUGAAGGACUUUAACGGAAACCACGCAUACGCACGAUAUGAUGGAUUCGAAAUAGGGAGUGAAAGUGAAGGGUAUGUUCUGAAGGAACUGGGAGCGUAUAGUGGUACAGCUGGUGAUUCAAUGUCGCACAACAAUGAUGAGAAAUUUUCAACGAAAGACCGGGAUAAUGAUCAGAGCGAAUAUGAGCAAUGUGCUCAUGAGCGUGAAGGCGCAUGGUGGCACUUUCAAUGUACCUUUGCGAAUUUAAACGGGCGGUAUAUGGACGCAGACGAUCCAAAAUCAAUGUAUUGGGAUGAUUUCAAAGAGCGACAAGGAUUGAGUUACUCGAGAAUGAUGAUACGCGAGAUGGAAUAG